AAAAAUUGCAUGAGAAGUUAAUUAACGAUUAAAGGUAGGCAAUCGAUGAAGGAGCAAAGAGGAGAGAGAGAUGGAGGAGAAGGAGAAAGGAGAGCGAUGGAGCGGAGCGAUGACGAAUCUGACGGAGAUGGGUUCGAAUCUGGAAUCUCUCCAGAAGCUUCUCCUGACCAAAGCUGUCUUCGUGGACGAUGAGACCUUCGCCAAAGCCUCCCUCACCGCCGACCAAGCCCGCACCAUCAAGCUUCGCCAACAACGUGUCGAUACCUUAGAGAAAGAAGUCGAUGCUGCCAUCACUGCCGCCGCUCGCGCUCGUUCCGAAAAACGCCAAGCCGAAGCUGCUCAGAAAGCCGCCGAAUCUCGCGCUCAACAGCUCACUACUGAGCUCGAAAACACCACUAAGGUGUUUGAACUUCACAUGGAAGAACUGCGUGCAAAGCAAGAAGAAAUCAAGAAGCGUGACGAGGACAUCAAACUUCUCGAAGCUAUUAUUCAAACUCUUGGGGGAAAGGAAUCGAUCUCUACUUCUGUGUAAAAGUAAUUGUUUUAAGUGUGCUCGAUACCUUAACACUGUAAUAGAUGUUGUUUCCAUAUGGAUAUUAUUUUUUACACGAAUCGAUUCUCUGCUGCCACUAAUUGAAGAUUAUAUAAAGAAAAUUGUGGUUGUUUAACGUUGGGUUAUGGCAUGAAAAGAAUUUCCUUGGCACUCAUACGUUAUGACUGAUCAUAUUGCUUCAGAUUUCAGAACAUGGGUAUAUAUUGCUUUCUCACAGUUGCAGUGAAUAGUACCUUUCCGAGGUAUAUAUGCUGUCUAAAACCUAUGGAAAAAUUCCUCAUUCAUUUGUCUCUGGCAUUUCUUGCAAGUCAAAAUGCCAU
Molecule: messenger RNA, 873 nt
Organism: Abrus precatorius (Indian licorice)
Lineage: Eukaryota; Viridiplantae; Streptophyta; Magnoliopsida; Fabales; Fabaceae
Exons: 2
Coding region: 71-532 (153 amino acids)
Source: RefSeq, a predicted model, not a curated record